Colius striatus (speckled mousebird) is the source of this 6290-nucleotide messenger RNA. RefSeq names its product ciliogenesis associated kinase 1 (gene CILK1). The record is from RefSeq and is a predicted model, not a curated record. Gene Ontology annotation, molecular function: protein serine/threonine kinase activity; ATP binding. The transcript is spliced from 13 exons. Gene Ontology annotation, biological process: intracellular signal transduction; cilium assembly; protein phosphorylation. Gene Ontology annotation, cellular component: nucleus; cytoplasm; cilium. The coding region runs from base 1084 to 2943 and encodes 619 amino acids. NCBI's taxonomy places the organism in Eukaryota, Metazoa, Chordata, Aves, Coliiformes, Coliidae.
CUUUUAAAAUCAUUGUUUGUCUUUAUGAAAUAAGGCAGGAUGGAAGAGAGAUUUAAGGCUGCUACCAAAAAAACAAGUGGAAAUGUAGUUUCAGUGUGGGUUACAGAAGGCAAAAGUCAAUGACCGUGAAUAUUGCUGUCCUCUUAGAGCUGGAGGAAAAGAGACUACAGACACCAAACCCUCAUUGCAGGGGAAUUCUGUUUUGUUCCAAAUAUAUGAUUAAUUUACAUAGAGUAGACCAUGUUUGUUCUAAAGUGUAGGAAACACUAGCAACAGUCAGAUCAAAUAAGGGGAAAAGAACUUUUUUAUUAUUAUCUUUUCUUUAUUAUUAUUCAACUUCAUCCAGUGUCAGGGCAAAAAUCAGAUAGAAAAUCAGAUGUAGCCACUACUUCUAGAAACUGAUUAAUGCUUAAGGCUACUGUGGUGUAACACAUGUGGUCUUACUUGACGUGAAUAUCGUAUUCUUCUGAAGAUUCUGCUUACCAGGAGUAAAUAUGGCUUUGUCUCUAGCAUAGGACCUUAUGGAAAGUCAAGAAAUCACUUUAACUGAUGGCAAUAUGACUUGUGAGAUGGUGAUUUGCAUGUCUGAUAAUUUAGUUAGAACAAAUUCCCUCCUGUUUUACUGUAAUGCUUUGCUUUUCUGAUGCCAAACUAUUUUUUCUAAGUUAUGAGACUUUAUCCCCUGCUUUUAGUAAUAGUUUCUCCCAUCAGAGCUGCAAGCUUGCUGUAAAAUACAUCUAGCUUUAGCAUUAAGAUUGGGUUUGGGGAACGUACCCAGCUAUGUCCAGAUGAAGGCUGUCACUUUCUGGUGAGAGACCAGGGGAAGUGUCUGAGCAUAGCUUACAAGGAAUAUUUCUCUGAGGAGAAAGGAAUCUGCAAGCAAGGAACCUCAAAAGGGUGCAGAGAUCAAACUGAUUAUGUUCUGUGCUUUCAGACCAAAGGCUAAGUCUUGAAAACAUGAUUCCUGCAACUGUUCACACUGUCCUGAGUGCUCUAUAUUUAUGCUGCCACAGAAAGGACUGGUUACACUCGGAGGAGAAACACUAAAGACUGAAAUGCGCUUGCAGCUAAAGUAUCCUCAUCAUGAAUAGGUACACAACUAUCAGACAGCUUGGUGACGGGACCUACGGCUCUGUCCUCCUAGGGAGAAGCAUUGAAUCUGGAGAGCUAAUAGCCAUUAAAAAAAUGAAGAGAAAGUUUUAUUCGUGGGAGGAAUGCAUGAACCUUCGAGAGGUUAAGUCUUUGAAGAAACUAAACCAUGCCAAUGUAGUAAAGCUGAAAGAAGUUAUCAGGGAAAAUGAUCAUCUGUACUUCGUGUUUGAAUACAUGAAGGAAAAUCUGUAUCAGUUAAUGAAAGAAAGAAACAAACUGUUUCCUGAAUCUACGGUUAGGAAUAUUAUGUAUCAGAUCCUGCAAGGGCUUGCAUUUAUCCAUAAGCAUGGGUUCUUUCACAGAGAUUUGAAACCUGAAAACCUCCUUUGCAUGGGGCCAGAACUAGUGAAAAUAGCAGACUUUGGCUUGGCCCGAGAAAUCCGAUCUAGACCUCCUUACACUGAUUAUGUAUCCACAAGAUGGUACAGAGCUCCUGAAGUCCUUCUUAGAUCCACCAACUAUAGUUCCCCAAUAGACAUUUGGGCUGUUGGUUGCAUAAUGGCAGAAGUUUAUACACUGAGGCCUCUCUUUCCAGGUGCCAGUGAAAUUGAUACUAUAUUCAAAAUUUGCCAGGUCUUGGGGACGCCAAAGAAGAACGACUGGCCCGAAGGCUACCAACUUUCAGCCUCCAUGAGUUUUCGCUGGCCUCAGUGUGUACCUAACAACCUAAAAACCCUCAUACCUAAUGCUAGCAGUGAAGCAGUGCAGCUCAUGAGAGACAUGCUGCAGUGGGACCCCAAAAAGCGACCAACAGCAAGCCAGGCACUUCGAUAUCCAUACUUCCAGGUUGGGCACGCCCUGGGGAUUCAGGAUCUGGUGAAGCAAAAGGAACUGCAUAAUAAAUCAUCUCUGCACAUUAAGCCUGUCCCUCCAGCACAACCCCCUCCAAAACUUCACGCCCGCGUUUCAUCAAGGCCUUUUCAGCAAAGCCAGUGUUCUCAGCACUUGGUGUACCCCUAUAAGACAGACAACUCAGGGGCUGAGCACAGUAACUACUUACAGGAGGACAAGUCCGGCCAGGUGGUUCUGCCUGCAAUUCACAAUAAGGUUCCUCAGCAGAAAGCACCUGCUGGGACUGAGAAUAUAAAUAGUGAACUUAAGCCAAAAACUAGGCGAAGAUGGGGACAUCUUGCUAGGCCAGUGAAGACUUCUGAGGACUGGGAUGACUUGGAAGACCUUGAUUUCAGCUCUUCCAUCACACGGAUUGACUUGAAAAACAAGAAGAGGCAGAGUGAUGAAACUCUUUGUAGAUUUGAAAGCAUUUUGGACCUGAAGCCUUUGGAUGCUGUAGGCUCUGGUAGCAGUGCACCUUCUCACGUGACCUUUCCACGUCAGGACACUCCCACACUGCAAGUUUCUGCAGCAAAGCAACACUACUUGAGACAUUCUAGAUAUCUGCCUGGGAUAAGCACAAGGAACAGCAUAGUCUCCACUUCAGACAAAGAGCCUGUUCCAGCUAAUCCCUGGCCCACUUCUGGCUUGCCUGGGAAAGCUUCUGCUUUGGGAGGAAAUAUCAACAGGAUGAAUUCAGGAUCAAGCGGUCUGACUGGUGGUUAUAUCCCUUCAUUACUGAAGAAGGAAGUCGGCUCUGCUGGGCAGAGGGUUCAGUUAGCACCAGUUGUGGAUCCGGCUUCUAAUUACACUCCUCUGAAGUCAGUAAGACCCCCUCUUGGCCAACCAUCCUUCAGUUCACCUACCAGAAGCACACCAAGGUUACUGCCUCUCCCACCAGCAGCUCAGCCCAUCCACGGGCGUGUUGACUGGUCUGCAAAGUACGGUGCUCCCCGGUGACCCAUGGCAAGAAACAGUUUGCUGACACGAGACAAUCUGAUGCUGUUUUAUACACGUGUACAUUUCAAAGGAACAGGUCUUCUAUGAAAGAGACCUUUUGAAAGGUGUUUUUUAAUUUACUUUUUAUUAAUUUUAACACAACCUUGUACCUUUUUGUAUAAAAUCGGUUUGUUUUGUUACAGAAUUGGGUGCAGUUUUUUCAUAGCUCUGGCACAUUUUGUAUAUAUGGCUUUAGGGGCUUGGGCAUUUUUAUACCAGAAAUUUUUAAUAAUGAACUUCUAAAAGAAAAAGCUUUUCUUUAUUAGAAUCAACUUUUUAAUAAAAGUAGAUAAAAAAGGUGAAGUGGUGCAAUAUGACAGAGAAGUGCUGAGUAAAGGGCAUUCAGCACACACUUUCCGAAGCUUGUGCUAACCGAGACUGUGCAGCUUCGGCGGUGCCACAUCUCGAUGCCACAUUUUUGCUGUGCUCACCUGCUCUGUACUGAUGUCAGAGCAGUGAGUGGCUGACAGUCCAGCCCCUCCUUUACAGUCGCUGAGGGAUUGCUGAAAGUCAGUGGAAGGCUGCUUUUGUUUUUUUUAAUUGACUUUUGCCAUUGAGAGGUUUUUGUUGGACCACUGUCCAGCUUUCCAGCUUCAUUCUUUUGCUUUUACCAAACCGGGGGAAUCUUUGUGUUUGGUAAAGGGCAAACACCCUUCUGUAGAUCUGUUUUCUGACUCAGCACUCUCAUGUCCUGCUUCAAAGUUGCUUCUUGGCAUCGUUCACUGUAAAGUAGAACGUGGACCUACCUCUUAAUUUAAAUGUUCUAAUGAUUUCUAAGGAGAAAAAAAACCCCAGAUUCUGUUUCUCCUUCUUUGUUGUUGUUGUGAAUAUAAGAUCUGAAGACACAUUUAAGACAACAUUAACAGCUACAACCCUGAUUUCGAAGUAACAAAGGAUUGGUAAUAUGCCAGCAGCAGAGUUUAAGGAAGUGACAGUAUCUAUGCAGCUGACUUUAAUUUUCGCAACUGUUUAAAAUCACUUUGGGGGAGGAGGGGGAAAUGUCCAGAGGAAAUGGUCAGUUUAAGCUUACUUCAGUUCUGCUUCGUUUCAGUAAGUCUUCACUUAAAUGUAGGAAUAUGUCACUUUCCCUAAAUUAAGUCCCCAGUCUCUACAGGGAAAAAUGGGACCUUACCUAGUCCUGCUAGUAAACAUUCUGAAGUUGUGGUUGAUUUCACAGAAGUGGAUACAGCUCUUUGAAGAACAGUUUAAUUCAGUUUAUGAGACAAAGUGAGUUCUCAGGUUACAGAGAAAAGAAAAUAGCCCCAUGGUCUGGUUUAAUUCUGCCCUUGAAGGGAGUGCUGGAGUGUGGCUGUCACUACAAGGUUCAUUUAGGUGACAGCCAGCAUUUGGCUGUUCCUGCACCUCCUUUCACAGAGGAAGAUGAAACAGGACAGUGCUGCAGGAGCACAUCUUUUAUAGUUGUGUUUUGGAACAGCACUACCCAAGCUGGAGUGUGCUGUGACAUUGCCUCUUCCUGUAGAAUUGUACAGAAAUGCUUAUAAAUACCUGAUCUGUCCAGAAUAUGAGACUGAAAAUCAGUCUCAGGGGCUGAGGGCAGGUGUGGUUCUCAGCACCCAGCCCGGAAAGGAGCUGCCUGGCUGGUGUGUCAGUGGGACGCUCUGUGGGCUGCGCCAGUGGCUGCUGGGGGCUGAUAACGUGCCCUGGCCUCGACAGUACUGCCAGGGGAGCCCUCUGGGCUUGGGGCCAAUGGGACCCUGGAGUGGGCUGCUGGCUCAGUUCCACGGGGGGAACCUGAGGCGCACUGCUUACCUCUUUGUGUGGAUUCAGCCCACAGAGAGACAGAGCAGAGCAAAGCAAACAGGGAGCAAAAUAAUCUAUGCAUUAAGACUGUGCAUGUAAGAGUUAGACAUGCCAAGGACAUGUUGUGUGUCCAGCUACUCCCAUACUUGUUCAGAGCAAGUACUAACUCCAGACCAUCCUUCACUGCUUCUGGAGCAGUGAGGCCAAGGGACAGCAGCCAUCCCAAUUCUGAAGCAUAUGCUGCUGCUGUCUUUGGUUGUUCUACUCAGUGAAAAUAAAUACCUGAUAUCCAGAUAUCCUUUAUUUCAUCGCUGAAUAAUUGGUCUCAGUUGGUUCAGGUAACACCCUGAACCUAUCUGAAGUAUUCCUAGACCUAAGUAGUCAAUUUAACUAGUCUGUUCCAUAGGCUUAAUUCCUGGUGGAAGCAGGAGACAAACAAGUGAGGAGGCUUGGAUUCAGCUGCCGUAACUGCAGACACCUAAGCCUGAGUUCCUUUGUUAGGAGCUGACUCUUGAAACCAGGAAUGAAUGACAGUCAUUGCUGAAAUUCGGCUCAAGGGAGGCCUUAGUGGCCCUCUGGAGAUGACUGGGUCUCUCAACUAAGGACUGGGACUGCUGCAUAGGUUUAAAGUUACACAGGAGCAGUCUGAACCUGGCCCAUAACUCUAGGUCUUGAUCAGCCUUGCGGUGAUUUUCUUGACUAUAGUGUUCAGGGUUGGGUCAGUUCAGCAAAAAGAAUGGAAAAAAGAAAUAGUACUUUCCUUGGCAUCUCUUCUCCUUUCCCAAAUCAAAGCCUUUAUUUUGGAAAGAAGCUAAUAAUCUUGAUAUUCAGAAUUAUUUUUGCCAGCUUUAACUAGUGGGACAGAAGGUUAGCAAAGUACAACAGCAACACUUGUCAUCCUUACUCAAGCAGAUUCCUCCUGAAGGCGGAGAAAGAGUUUUUUGUGUAAGGAUUGAGCAGACUGCCCCAUGGGUGUUACUGUGCUGUCUCAGUGUGCAAUACAGGUGUGGAGAAGAUGCAGGUCUUUAUUAUACUGAAAUUUGGACAAGCAGCAUAUCUGACAAUUUAUUGUACGUAACCUACUACUUUGUGUUUUAAUAUUUAGCAGCAUCUUGAUGCAAAAUGUUUUUAGAGUUCCGCUGUUUACGUUUCCUAAGGCUUAUGCAUUCCACAUAACGACGACUGUUGGAAAUAAAGGAGCCUUGCAGGGGACUCAUUCACCUCUGUAAUCCAGAUUUUCCUACAAAUAUUGUGUAGGUGCCAUAAGGUUAGCAAAAUCCCCAAACCCAAGCCAGAAAAGCCAACUCCAUGGUAUUUCUGUAUCUAGUAAGGCUGUUGAUAGGAGUAGGCUGUUCUGUAAUGUGGGGAGGAAAACAUAUGUUGAGAGAAUGUUUCUUUGAGCUUAUGUGGAAGGAGAGGGUGGAAUUGUCAGUGAGACAAGAAAUAAUGGUUCCUGUUUGUUCAGCAGUUGUGUUUAAAACCGUUAUGAAUGUUUCAUUCCUUCUGUGUCAAGUCUCCUGCCUUGAAUAAAGCUACUCUUGAAGAAA